Molecule: messenger RNA, 2709 nt
Organism: Exophiala bonariae
Lineage: Eukaryota; Fungi; Ascomycota; Eurotiomycetes; Chaetothyriales; Herpotrichiellaceae
Exons: 1
Coding region: 1-2709 (902 amino acids)
Biological process (GO): maturation of SSU-rRNA
Cellular component (GO): Noc4p-Nop14p complex; small-subunit processome; nucleolus
Source: RefSeq, a predicted model, not a curated record
AUGGCGCCCUCACAACUAAAGCAGCUGAAACAAUCCCUCCGAGAUAAUGGCGUCCUGGGUCCCCAAAAGUCCAAGAAACAGAGAAAAUCGACCGCCAAAGACGCCCAGAAACGACUCCAACGCAAUGCUGCCCUCGAGGGCAUUAGGGAUCGCUUUAAUCCCUUCGAGGUCAAGGCUCCUGCUCGGAAAGAAAAAUAUCAAGUUGCAAGCAGUCGAGUUACCAAAACAUCCAUUGAUCGGCCUGGUGUCACUCGAGGAUUUGGUGAAGAAAGGCGGCGAGACACCCUCUUGAAAGAGAUGCAGAGCCGGAACAAAGUCGGUGGAAUGGUUGACCGUCGCUUUGGCGAAGAUGAUCCUAAUAUGACCCCUGAACAAAAAGCUGCUGAAAGAUUUGCUCGCCAAAAUGAGAGAAAAGCCAGGAAAUCCUCGAUGUUCAAUCUCGAGGAUGAAAGUGAUGAAGAGAUGGCCCUCACACACGGAGGCAGAACCCUUGACUUUGGCACUAGCACUCAGGACGAUUUCGAUGAGAAAGACGUUGGAUCAUCAGAUGAAGAUACAGACAGGCCCAGUAAAAGACAGCGUCUGGCUGCGGAGAACGCCAACGACGAGGAAGACGAUGGACUGCUUCCACGGAGGAAAACCAAGAAUGAAGUUAUGAAGGAAGUCAUCGCCAAGUCGAAGCUCUACAAGGCCGAAAGGCAGGCUGCAAAGGCAGACGACGAUGACAUCAGAGCAGAGUUGGACAAAGGCAUGUCUGAAUUUUACGAAGCCCUGAGGAGCCACAAACCUCCUGAGAAGAAGCCCUUACCUGAGAAGACUCCGGCCGAUGACCCUCACAUGGACCCAUCUAGGGCCGCCAUGCUCGCAGGUAAGAGCAGGAAAGAGGCUGAGAAAGAAUACGAAGCCAACCUCCGACAAUUGAAGUUGGACGCUCGUUCAAAACCGAGCGUUCGCACCAAGACCGACGAAGAGAAAGCCACUGAGGAAGCUGCCAGACUCGAAGACUUGGAGCGAAAGCGCAUCCGAAGAAUGAAAGGCGAACCUGAUAGCUCUGAAGAUGAACAGGAUGAGGAAUUAGGACCUGAUGAGGACUUUGAGAGGGAAGAAGAGGAUGCCGAUGAUGCUCAAGCUUUUGGUCUCUCAGCACGUCAGAAUGCCCCUGUUCCGAGAAAAGAGCUUGAUGUGGAGGACGAGGACGACUUUGUGCUUGAUGAUGACCUGAUAGCUUCUGAUUCGGAUGCGGAUAUGGCUAGUGAACAAGACGAAGACGAUUCUGGGGUCGAGAGUGAUGAAGAGGACGACGGCGAUGACGACUUUAUAAACGGUCUGGUCCUUCCAAGAGAUGGAAAAUCAUCCGUCAAACCGAACAAGACAGAAAAGAAGACAGGUGGCAGCAGUAACCUUGCAUAUACUUUUCCCUGUCCCCAGUCUCACGAAGAAUUGUUGGAGAUCACUAAGGACACCGAUGUCAGAGAUCUACCGACGGUUGUUCAGAGAAUACGCGCUCUGUACCAUAAAGGACUUGCCGAAGGCAACCAGGACAAGUUGGACAUAUUCGGUGGCGUUCUUACCCAACAUGUGGCAUAUCUAGCGGAUUAUCACAUCGAUGUGCCAUUCUCAGUCUUGGAUCUUCUCAUCCGACAUCUUCAUUCCAUGGCCAAAGGCUCGCCUCAAGCAAUCGGAGCCGCUUUCCGCGAUCACCUUGAGAUCGUCUCCGAGAAUAGACCACUUCUGCUGUCUCCUGGAGACUUGAUCAUGCUGACAGGCAUUUCAACCAUUUUUCCUACUUCAGAUCACUUCCAUUCAGUGGUCACGCCAGCCAUGCUCACCAUCACUCGCUAUCUUGGACAAAGCCCAAUACAAUCAUUACAAGAUCUUGGAAGGGGGGCAUACUGUUGCUCGUUGGCUCUUCAAUAUCAAGCCUUCGCCAAAAGAUACGUUCCAGAAGUGAUAACAUAUCUGGUGAACGCGAUUAGCAUCCUAGCACCAGUCCCACUACCACCGAAGGACAAAACAGGAAACCAACUCCUCGUUCCUGUUCGUCUGCCUGGGGAGUCUCUGCGUAUAAAGGCUGCAAAGCCCAUGGAUGAUCUACCAAAAUUACCGUUCAAAGACCUCGUGAUGACUCGAGGUAACCCAAUCACGAGCAGUCAUGCCAUUGCACUUCUCCAUACUUUCAUUCGCCUGUCUCUACAAUCUGCCAAUCUCUGGAAUUCCAAGACCUCCUCACCAGAAAUAUUGUCUCCAAUGAUCCAAGUGAUCUCUCACAUCGCCUCAAUCACAACUAAACUCCCUUCACAAACCAUUACGCUGGCCAAAUCCACCCUCAACACUCUGCAAUCACAGAAAACUUCAAACAUCGAUUCUCGCCGCCCACUCCUUCUUCACAACCACCGCCCAUUGGCCAUCAAAACCUCCAUCCCACAAUUCAUCGAGAACUACAAUCCGGACAGACACUACGAUCCCGACCGUGAGAGAGCAGAUUUGGCGAAACUUAAGGCAGAGCAUAAGAAGGAACGCAAGGGCGCGAUGCGGGAGUUGCGUAAAGAUGCCUCGUUCAUGGCUCGUGAACAGUUGCGUGAGAAGAAGGAGAAGGAUGCAGCGUACGAGAAGAAAUAUAAGAGGCUUGUUGCUGAGAUCCAGGGUGAGGAGGGCCGUGAAGCGAAGGAUUAUGAGAGGGAGAAGGCGAAGAGGAAGGGCAGGUUCUAA